UGUGUCUUCAGUAACUUUGUACACGAUGGAUGUGGUUUCACCUGAGCUCAACAGCCUCCUCCCUGAUGAGAUUAUGGAUACGGAAGCCAUUGCGAUGGAAGAGGAACUCCCCGCCGAGCACCUCGCUGCUCCUCCCCAAUCUGAACCAGAGCCGCAGCAGGUUCCUAUGGAAACAGAGGUGCCUGAAAUCGUCAGCCUGUGUCCAGCCACUACGUCUAUGCAGUUGACCUCUGCCUCCACCGAUGCUCAGUGCAGCACCAGCUCGGGAACUCAACUCCUCCUCGCCCCCUCAGGCCUCAUAACCGGCACCACCAUGACCACCACCACCUCAGCCAAAACCACCGGUCCUGUGGUGACUCAGAACCUCCCCAAAAUCUCCAGCGUUACAGUCCCGGCCAAUCACCAGCUCAUCAUCAACAAAGUGGCCAGCGCCCCCGCUGCAGAUGGCAAGUCUCCAGGCACUGCUGUGCUCAAACCAGAGGGCCAAAAACUCUUGGUUGCUGGCCUCAGUAAAACAGGGCAGCCCAUUAUGUUGGCUCUGCCCCACACUUGGAACAAGCCCGCCACUACCCAGGGCACAGGAGAUGUCAAGGCCCUGCCGACGCAGAUCAAAAUGGUGACGACAGUAGGGAAGCCUGUGAUAGCGGUGAGCUCAGCCAGUCAGCUGAUGGGCAGCUCCACCACACUGCAGGCUCAGCAGCUCAAAACACUUCAGAUCACUAAGAAGCCCCCAGUAUCUACAGCUGGACCGAUGAUAACAAAGCUGAUCAUCACAAAAGCCCUGAACAAUAAAGGACUGUCCAGCCCAGCUUCAGCGGCUCCUGUAGUGACUGGGCGAGUUGUUACCCAGAGUACUCCUGUGACACCUCCACGCACCCUCACCAUUGGUGAGACUGUCAGCACUGUGCCACAGAAUGCAUCUGGCAACAGCAAAGUCGCCAUCUCGCCUCUCAAGUCUCCCAGCAAGCUGACUGUGGUUUCGGUUGCCAGUCAGUCUCCAAACUCACCGCAGAAGUCUGUGACACUGCCGCUCAACAUGGCUCUGGGCCAGCAGAUCCUCACAGUUCAACAGUCUGCCACCACCUCUCCAGCUAAAGCCGGAACCAGCCAGUCCACCGCACAGACUUUAAAGACCGUGGGAGGAGUGGGAACAUCCCAGUUUAAGACCAUCAUCCCCCUCACCACACCUCCCAACGUGCAGCAGAUCCAGGUGCCAGGCAGCCGCUUCCAUUAUGUGCGACUGGUAACGGCCACCACUGGCAGCACCACUGCACAGUCGGGCGGCAGCACCAACACCAACCCUUCCAUCCAACCAGCCAAGCCUGUAAUGAUGAAUGCUGCAGUACGGAUGUCUGUACCCAUCAUCCCAGCACAGAGCAUCAAACAGGUUGUACCCAAACCCUUGACGUCAGCAGCCCAGGUGGUGACCACGAGUCAGACGCCCCAGCGUCUCAUCAUGCCAGCCACACAUCUGCCACAGAUCCAGCCCAACCUCACCAGCCUGCCGCCAGGCACUGUCCUCGCCCCCGCCCACGGCUCGGGGAACAUGAGCUAUGCUGUGUUGCCGGCCCCGUACGUUACACAGAUCCCUCAGUCUGCGUUUGUGACUUUGACCAGCAGCUCCACCUUCUCAACAGCCACCCCCAUACAGACUCAAGCCAGGCUUUCACUCAACGGUUUAUCAACGUCCGAAGCAACUUCAAGGCCGAGAAAACCCUGCAACUGCACACGGUCACAGUGUCUGAAAUUGUAUUGUGAUUGCUUUGCCAACGGGGAAUUCUGUAAUAACUGCAACUGUGUUAAUUGCUUCAACAACCUUGAUCAUGAGAGUGAAAGACUGAAGGCCAUCAAGGCAUGUUUAGACAGAAACCCUGUGGCUUUCAAGCCCAAGAUUGGCAAAGGCAAACAAGGGGAGUCAGACAGGAGACACAGCAAAGGCUGCAACUGUAAGAAGUCUGGCUGUCUGAAAAACUACUGCGAGUGUUAUGAGGCAAAGAUCAUGUGUUCGUCCAUCUGCAAAUGCAUGGGCUGCAAGAACUUUGAGGAGAGUCCAGAAAGGAAGACGCUGAUGCACCUGGCAGACGCUGCAGAGGUGCGAGUCCAGCAGCAAACCGCAGCCAAAACCAAACUCUCCUCACAGAUCUCAGAUCUGCUCACUAGAACCACACCGGCCAUCACCAGCGGAGGCGGAAAGUUGCCAUACACAUUCGUAACGAAGGAAGUGGCCGAGGUGACGUGUGACUGUUUGCUGGAGCAGGCCGAGCAGGCCGAACUCACCAACCAGCCUCAGGCUGUGGCAGAACGCCUCAUUCUGGAGGAGUUUGGUCGCUGCCUCAGGAGAAUCAUCAGUUUUGCUGGCAAAGCCAAGACAGACUGUCCCAUCAACUGCUAGAGCCGUGACUCGGAGCCCUCCUGCCCAUUUGGGGCCCAGGGUGUUGCUGAUCCUGGAAUCUGGCUCCACUGAGGGCACUUUUACCGGCCCCACAUACGGAUUCAUGGGCCUUCUAAUAAAAAGACAAAUCAGAACUUCCCAUUGGCCUGUGAGAUGUGUUGUGGAGGACGCACUGUAUUCAGUAGGAGGACUACAGUACUUCAUUGUAGCCCCUGCGAUGAUGGACUUACACCGUUUGCUUUAUCGGAAGGGUUUGCUUUAUUUUAGAGCAAUCGAUACAAUUUUAAGCUAGUUUUUGUUUUGUUUGGCAACGCUUUCCACUUUUAAAUCUGCUUAAUCAUGAUAUUUGGUUGUCUUUUAAAACUGGAUUUUCAUAUUAUCAUUCACUGUUGUCAGAAAGCCCUUUUUUUUCUUACUAAUAACCUCAGGACAGUUGGGAUGUGGAAGGAGCUUCCCUGCACAUGUAAUUAGUCAUCUGAUCAUGACUUGUAUACAGUAAGUAGCUUGUGCUGUAGCUUCAUUAUAUUUAAGUGCUCGCAGCAGAUUCGGUUCCUUGAGCAGAAUCGGGUUCAGUCUUCAUCGUUCAGUUCAUGUUCAAGCAUGCAGACAUUCAGCCGGGCCGCUGGACGGGAUGAGGGCCGCGCGAGAUUGAAGCAGAGCAUGGUGGUACAGAUUUCCUGUCCUCCAAAAAGAUUAGAGUUGAAUCUUUACUAAUGGAAAAAAGCAACUAAAUAAGUUUGCAAACCAGUAGUGAGUCUUGAGGCUUGAUUGAUGUGCUCCUUCAUCUCAGUCCACAGAUCAGUUGAGAACCUGCUCACUGAUUCUUUUCACUAGGUUCGUUUGUUUUGCAGUUAUUGGUUGAUCAGCUCUGUCAGGGCCGAAUUAAACCAAACCUUUCCAUA
Molecule: messenger RNA, 3294 nt
Organism: Sinocyclocheilus grahami
Lineage: Eukaryota; Metazoa; Chordata; Actinopteri; Cypriniformes; Cyprinidae
Gene: lin54
Product: lin-54 DREAM MuvB core complex component
Exons: 13
Coding region: 26-2392 (788 amino acids)
Biological process (GO): regulation of DNA-templated transcription
Cellular component (GO): nucleus
Source: RefSeq, a predicted model, not a curated record